Neurospora crassa OR74A is the source of this 846-nucleotide messenger RNA. RefSeq lists its product as hypothetical. The transcript is spliced from 3 exons. NCBI's taxonomy places the organism in Eukaryota, Fungi, Ascomycota, Sordariomycetes, Sordariales, Sordariaceae. The coding region runs from base 121 to 429 and encodes 102 amino acids. The record is from RefSeq and is a predicted model, not a curated record.
GAAAACAUGUGAAUGUGUUGAAUCAUCAGUCGACUUGAAAAACAUGACAUUGCCGUGGAUCGAUAUUUCCCAUUCGAAGAUGAGUGGAUCAGCUCUUUCCCCGUUCUAGAAGAUGCGAUCAUGCAAACUGCCUGCCGCCAGCCGUUGUUUCCUGUCGGACUGUUGCCGUCGUCGACAUGCCUCGAGGCCCAGAUGAUCCGUAAGAAAGAAAGUGAUCAGCAACGUGCUGCUGGAUUCCUUUUCUUGGGACAUCCGUCCAUGCCAUCCAGUCGCAAGCAAUGGCAGCCCUCCAUCCGAGCAAACACGACAAAAAGACGUGGGAUGGACACAAUGGUGGAAAGUAGACCUUCUAGGCGCCGACCGGGCAGGGCAUCGAGUCGUCGGUGCCAUGCGACGCGACGACAGAAAUUGGAAUUGGAGACGAAGUGAUGAGGCUUGGCAUGUUCCUGCGACUGAAGGUCGGGCGAGUGGAGCUCUCAGAUUCCGAGUUCAAGGACUGCAGUGGUCCGGACCUCCAGCUGCCAGUGCGCGCGGAGCAGCAGCAGCAGCAGCGAGUCACUGUCACUGGAGAGGCCACCACUGCAGCAUGGAGCGAAGGGAAAAGAGGCAGAAGUGGAGCCUGCCAAGAAACUCGUAGAGUUUUUUCUUUAGCGUGUGGUUUAUCAGUGACUGUUGUUCUAGGAGGAAGCGAAGGAACAUGAUGAGGUUAUCAUCCGUGGACGUGAUCCAUGACUUGGGUAAGGUACAUGUGGUGCUGGAGGACGACGGGGAUUCGAUACUUUACUAUGUAGUUUUCGAGGAAGAGACAACCAACAAAGAGAAAGGAAAUUGCAGAGGCCCGAGCUG